Babesia bigemina is the source of this 2868-nucleotide messenger RNA. RefSeq lists its product as hypothetical. Bases 1 to 2868 code for a protein of 955 amino acids. NCBI's taxonomy places the organism in Eukaryota, Apicomplexa, Aconoidasida, Piroplasmida, Babesiidae. The transcript has a single exon. The record is from RefSeq and is a predicted model, not a curated record.
AUGAUGCGGAUAUUGAUCCUUGUGGUAGCCCAUUUUGUUGUGGCAGUAGGCGCCAAUUUACCGGUGACAAAAAAUAAUAGAAUUAUAAACUUCCUGAACCACGAAAUACCAGAAAACGGCAAGAUACUCGUCCAUUUAGUCUAUCUAUCCAAACAUAACGCGCUCGAGAUUAUAUGCCCCAGGGCAAAGGGUGAGUACAGUUACGACUUACUUCCCAACAGAAGCGAGAGCAUUCCGAGUGGAGAUAUUUACGUCUACGCGACCAUAGACGGAGUAUACCAGAAAGUGAACAUAAACGAUGUGGUGCGAUUUGAGUCAGCCGAUAACCAGCCUAAGCUGAGACAGCAAUUCGGGAUGACGAGGAUGUUACUCAACCAGGGCCUAAGCUCAGACAUUGUACGUUAUGACGUGGAGAGCUUCGAUGUGCACUGUGCGCCAGCUGAUAAUGCAGACGGUGUGCACAAGGGUCUUGGCGCGUGCUUGUCAUCUGCGUCGCUGAAUGAAGAAGAGAGAAGUAGAUGCAAGUACAGUAAGAAGGGUUCGCCAAUGUUGGGUAUAGUGCGCGUGUCACUGAGCAGCGUUCCACGUGCGUACACGGGAUGUGGAAGCAUGAGCGCGCCAUUCCUGCUGGAUGGGUGGGGUAAGGUGUCGACUGGGACAUCGUGCGUCGUGGACGUGAUGGAGACCCCCGACGUGGGCUUCUACUGCAAAGGCAGGAUAGAACCCGCCAACUGCCCAUUCUCGCUGUACUAUGGCAACAAUGAUAUGUUGAGUAGGAUGCCGUUCAAGGUGGACGUGAGCUCCAGCGGAUAUGAAGGCGGCACUAUGCUUGCGAUGCGUUACGACCGUUCCAGCAUUACGUCGCCCUUCUCUGGGCGCUGCCGAUGCAUCGACAAGGCGACAAACACAGUAACUGCGGUCAUCGAAAUCACGAGCAAGGAGCGGCACGUCUGCGACCUCAGCGCGAAGCUGACGCAACACCUGUCGAGGCCCAUUGCCGGCGACUGGUGCGACGUUGUGCUCUACCCUGGCAGUUCUCUAGAAAUCCUCUUCCCGGUUACUGCGAACGAACUAUCCUCCGAAGUUAGAGAGGCUCUGCUAGGGGGCGACAAUGUCAGCGGACCCAUCUCCACCUUCAUGCCGGCGAAACCAGACGUAGAGGCGCUGACUCGCACGGCAGGUGAGAACACGCUUGUAUACGGCACAGUACCACUCAUUUCUGUCGUGGACCCUAAGGUUGUUGAAGUCGAUAGCGCUUUGCUCUCCGACGGAGUGGUGUACAUACAGCAUAAGGUGUCGGAGGCAGAGCCCGCUGACAGAGAUCCGGCGUCCUUCUAUUUCCGGUGUCUGCACAAGGGUGGUAGCGACCACACGAGUGUGACAUCCACAAUCAAGGUUACAAUUGCUUAUGGGUCACCGAAUGAAAGCUACGCUGGGGAUGCAGCAGCAGACGCGUUGAAUAAUCCGGCGAGAGUAAGCCAGUAUUUCACUGACAUGGCCGACACCGCGCGUAUCCAGUGUAAUUCUGGCGAACAUAUGGUUCCGAAGAAUUGCGCAUCGUUGACCUUCAAUGCCAACAGAACCGCAGUGAUUCCUCUUCCGCGUGGGAUGAGGUCUUACUCAUACAGAAACAUUGACAACCUCCGUGACUUCAAGGUCGAAGAAUCCUUCACCAACCCCUUCAGUCUUCACUGCAGCUGCAUUAAUGACGACGGAGUAGAGACAUGGAGGGUGACAUUCAACCAGAUUCCACAGAAAUACACCAUGAAGGGACAGUCACCGGAUAUUAAGUCAAUGAUCAUGGUUCCACGAAUCAAGUCUUAUGACGUGGGCGGUAUGCUCAGGCACGAUAAAAUUGUAAUACCUGUGUCGGACGUUUACAAUGAGCAGAAAGUAUUGCGAGUAUCAGCAGGUACGCUCAACGGCCUUUUGUGCACACCACCCAAGGGGAUGACGAAUUUCCAGAGUGUACCACUACCGGGUGACGUGGUGCCUUUCAAAUCUCCGGUUGAUUCCAACCUGCAAGGUGAUCAUUUCGACAACGAUACCGUUAUGCUGCGCCAAGAUGAGGAUGUAUCGAAGUCUUAUGCCACCUGGUUUCCUUAUAACGACAGCAACGAGUUUGUCAAUUUGGUUAAGACAGGUGAUGAAUAUACACUCACAACUGCUGACCUUAAUACGGUCAUGAUUUCUAAAGGUGGUUUCAGCAUUGGCUAUAAUGUCGACCACGAAAGUGAUUUGAUUGAUCGCUCUGAUCUCACUAUUCGCUAUCCGUUGGGAUCCAUUGUGAUUUCAAGAUAUGGCCGUACUGAUGUCACUCUACACUACGUAUGCGGGUCGAUUUCGCCGCCCAUAUCAUUAGAGCAAGACAGAUGGGAUGAGACGAAAAGACAACAUGCCGGAGAAUCGCCUGAAAUGGAGGAACGCUCCAUGGUUAUCUGGGAGAUCGCUAAGGUACACGUGCCAACCACCGACCCAUACGUCCAAGGCUGUGGCAUACCUAGCGAAUCUGACGGCUUAUUCAGGCCAGAUACGGUACCGCUGACCGAUGACUCGGGCAAGACAAUUGGCUGCGUUGUAAAUCUCAAAACAGCGAAAGUGGCAGGGUUCUACUGCCCUCUGCCCUAUAGGACGGAUCCGCCAGACUGCCAACUGGUCUUAAGGAAAGGUCCACAAGCACGUUUGCUGAAAAAGGUGUUUAACAGGUUGCGUGUGUAUCGCAGUACGCAUUUUCAUCUCUUCGAGAGAAGGAAUGUAUUUUUUGUAAAGGAUCAUUUGAAGAGGGAAAAGAAACUUUAUACUUAUGUAUGUAACUGUGAAACCAUCACCGGGGUUGUUGUGUCAACCAUUAAAGUCCAAUUUAACUGA